Rhipicephalus sanguineus (brown dog tick) is the source of this 8447-nucleotide messenger RNA. Its product is annotated as R3H domain-containing protein 2. The record is from RefSeq and is a predicted model, not a curated record. NCBI's taxonomy places the organism in Eukaryota, Metazoa, Arthropoda, Arachnida, Ixodida, Ixodidae. The transcript has 24 exons. Gene Ontology annotation, molecular function: nucleic acid binding. Bases 513 to 4268 code for a protein of 1251 amino acids.
UGUUUUCGUGACGUCGUCGGUUUCUGGCCGUCGGCAAUGAGCAUGGCCGUAGGUGGGACGUGCGGCUCGGCAGGGCCAAUUUGAAACAAAUUGCGGAGGGACCCUAUUAAUUCAAAGUUAUUAGUGGAGAUGCAUCCUUACCAAACGAGCAAUCGAUUUCACAACCCUGGAUUUCAAUCGUCGGACCGACGACCACUCUAGGUCGACGAGACUACUAGCGCCGGUAUCAUCAUUCCUCAGCUCGGAAAAGCGCUUCGGGAUUUCUCUGCUGCGAUCGCGGAUUUGCGUCCAAUUUUGUUUGAGCGGGGGCCCCCAGCCCUCGUGUAGGAGCUUGAGGAAGCAUGCGUGAGCUGCCCGGUCCCCACCUGAGUGCCGCUGCUGCCCAGGGGAGCCACCGGCCGCAGCAGCCGGCAGCCAGAGACCUCCCCGGAAGCUGGAGCACUGGGCUUGUGGAGCUGCCUGCUGUGGCUGCUCUGAACUGAGCCAGCCUGGAUUCUCACAGCAGAGAAUCUAUGGCCAAGUCUGAAAUUCCAAGCAUAGUGGUCCAAACGGGGGGUUGCCCAAUGGAAGGGGGCGGGCGCGGGACCAAUGGGUCGUCCCCGCCCCCAGCCCCUCCCCCCUGUGGCCCACCGCCCCCCCGCGUUCAACCCGUGCGGCUCUCCAAGCAGUCUGAGGUGGAGAUGGCCGAGGAACAGGCACCGGCACCCGUCACCAUCCGGCUGGAAGUGGGCACCGAAGAGGAGGCCUCCCCCCAGCCAGUGGACAAUACCAGCCGAGCCUCGGCACAGCGGCUAAAGGUGCUAGUGCGCAGCCACGCGCUCCGAGAUGACGCUUCGCCACCUCUGGAUCUCUCGCCCGAGGCAGCCACGGCCUCGCCACAGAUGCUCUCAGUGCAGGGCCCCGUAAGUUGCAAGGUGCUGCCUGGCAACAAGCCUGCCCGUCUGAGCAAGCAGGGCACCAGCAGCUCCCAGGGAAGCCUGGAAGGAUCCUCACCCAGUCUCUCAAGAGACUCUAGCACGGAGACGUACACUGACUCAACGGGUGUGGACCUGGAGCAGUUCAUAGUGGACACGCUGCACAAGAACCACAAGGACCGGGUGAUGAUGCUCAAGAUCGAGCAGGACCUGCUCUCCCUCGUCAAGGACAACAAAAGGCAGUCAUUCAAGUUUGCCCAGAUGAGCUCGUACCACCGCAUGCUGGUGCACCGGGUGGCAGCAUACUUUGGCCUGGACCACAACGUGGACCAGGCUGGCACGGCUGUCAUUGUCAGCAAGACGCGCAACACUCGCCUGCCUGACAUCCGGUUCAAGGACCAGAUUCGUGAGGACCUGCUGUCCGAGGAGCCCAAGAAGCUGAUCCUCAAGCGGGACAGUGCCUCCUUUGAGGAUGGAAAGGAGAGCCCUGAGCGACAGUUGUCUCUGGAUUCGAGGAGGAGCAAGUCGAUCGAGGAGCGAGAGGAAGAGUAUGAGAAGGCCCGUGCACGCAUCUUCAACCAGGAUGAAGGGGUUGGGGACUCCCCCGCCAGCCGCAGUAGCCAAGAGGAGCUCCAGUGGAGCGGCGACAAUCGCCCCUGGAGCAGCACAGAUUCGGACUCGUCGGAGCGGCGCCGGCACUUGGGGGCGCGCCUCCUGCUCGCCCCCAAGACGGCCGAGGGGGUUGCGCAGGGCCCAAAGGAACUACAAAAAGGAGUUGGAAAGAAAGGUGAGCCGCUGGCGGGAGGCAAGUUCUACUCGGUGCUGACCAAGGGCGGUGGGGGUCCGGGUGGCCCGGCAGUGACCAAGGCGAGCAGCUUUGGAGGUGUGUCCCUGCUGCAUCGGGACUCCAGCCUCACGGAGGCACGCAACGCUGCCCUCAGGGCGGUCAAGGCCGACUCAUUCAACGUGAGCUCGCUACCGACGGUGGUGCAGGCGCCACCGCCUGUGGCGACCUCACCUGCCGAGGUGCCCUCGCUGUCGGCUGCACCAGAGUCGGCAGCACCCACGGGGCCGCAGGUCGGCGAGGAAGCGAGUCCCGUGGCUGCUGCCCCAGCUCCUCCACCGCCCCAUGUUGCGACUGCUGCUCCGCACGCACCAAGGCCACAGUUUUAUGUGGCACAGCUGCCAUGGGGUGCUGCACCUAGGGAAGCAGGUGCUCUGUCCUUGCCUCCUAUGUGGCCAUUGGCAGGACCAUCGGUGCUGGAGGCAUCGUCCUUGACUCCAACGGGCCUGCUGCUCAACCCUCAGGCUGUUGCUGGUGUGCCGCUGGUAUCGCCAGACAUGGCAGGUGGGCUGGUCCAAGGAGUGCGGCCUCGAGGUGGGCCUGGCCCCUUGGGCGGUGGCGGCCUGUUGCUGAGCCCCCUGGCUCCCCCACGGGGGCCCGUCCCCACCCAUCCCCACCAUCACCAUCACCAACACCACCAUCACCAUCCGCACCAACAGCAGCCACCGCAGCAGCUGGUGUACUUGCCUUGCGUACAACCACCGACCAGUCUGGAAGCUCGCAAGCCUGGCCUCUUGGAUACUCAGGAGCCACCAGGGUGCGAGGCAGUGGCAGGCCAGCUGGGUUCGCUCACCCUGGUUGGGGGCGACUCCGCCGAGGGUGCCAGUGCGGCGGGACACCCCCAGGGGGGUUUCCUUGUUCAGGCGCCCCUGCAGCCAGGCUUUCUGGCACUGCCGGGGCAUCCACCGCCCACCCCGCAGCAACAGCAACAACAGCAGCAACAUCAACAGCAGCAGCAGCAACAACAGCAACAGCAGGCGCAUGCUGCACCGACAGUCUCUGUCCAGGGUCCCAUUUAUUAUGUACAGCCAGCGCCCAUGACAACGUGCGGGCGCAACUACGUUUCCUCUGUGCCUGAAGCUCAUGCAAAUCCACAGUUAGGUCUGGCAACGGCAGGUCCCCAAACGGGUGCGCUGAUUGCUGGCAGCCCGGUCGGGGGCGGAUCCUAUCCGGUGUGGGGCUACUACGCGCCCCCCAUGGCUGGCCUGAGCAAUGGUGCUGCUGAAGCGGGGCCCCCUCCCCCCACGGCCUUUCUGGGAACCUUUGCGGCUCCCCUGACGGGGCAGGGGGAGCCCUACCACCAGCACCACCACCACCAUGCGCCGCCACAAUCUGCCGCCCCCCCUCAGUCUCAGCACCAGCAACUGGUGCCCAUGUACCUUGUGGCCACCAGCCCACCGGCUGGGCCACCUCACCAGCAGCCACCCCCACCUGCCAGCCUUCCCCUGCGGUACCUGCGGCCACAGACGCCUCCGGCCAGCUCAGCACAGGCGCAGCAGCAGCCCCUGGUGGGCUAUGCCCUCUGCUCAGCUGGACCACCUGUCGUGCCACCCCAGCACCCACUACCGCCCAUGGUUACCGCCUUCCAGUCACUGGUGCCGUGUGUGGCGGCACGUCCUGCUGUGGCAAGCAAUGCAGCGGGAGCUAGCCGUGCCUCUCUGGUUGGUCCAGCCUCGUUUGCUGUGGGCCUACCGGGCUGUGGCAUGGCCAAAAGUGGCACGCCUUACCUAGGCAUGGGAGCACCCACGCACCCUGCAGCAACGACACCGUACGGAGAUGGUUCGCCAGGAGAAAGAGUGGCGUCCGGUGGAGAUGCUUCGUCUAUGGGAAGCAUGGGGGUGUCUGGAGGAGAGGAUGGACAACAUCAUCAUCAUCAGCAGCAGCGCCAUCGCGGGGGAGCUGGCCGCAACGGGUCGCGAACUCCAGCCGCUGCAAGUCAGCCAGCCUCCACUGUGGCUGCCAUGGCUGCCCUGUACCGGCAUUCGCGGGGCCUCUCUCUGCUACCAGACGUGCGACUGCUUGGCCAUCCGCUGCAACAGCAUCAUGAGGGGCCGCCACAAGCCAUGCUGAGGGGAGCACUGCGGCUCGUGUCACAACCUCCACCUGCCCCAGCCACUCUGGGGGCUCGCCCACCCCGAAGCACCCGCAGGCAACCGCGAGCGGCACCCCGUGCCCCCUCCAACCCACCCAGCUCGGCCCCUAUGCCCACAACGUCUAGCACAACUCCUGCGGCAGCAGGUGGCGGCCAGGUGUUGGAAGUGCUGGGCCUGGCCGACGGUCUGGCACCGAAUGAAGUGGAGCAGCAGCUGGAGCCUCUGUUGCGGCUCGGGGCACAGCUGAAGCGGGUUGGCACGAGCCCGCCGCAGCUGCUGGUCUGCUUUGACUCCGCAGCCGCUGCGCAGGGGGCACUUCUCAUGGCUGGCCUACCCUUUCAGCUGCGGCCCUUGCCCCCAGUGGCUUCCCCUUCCUCCUCCAGCGAGCUGCUGCCCCCCCCUCCUUCAUCCAGCUAGCGCCUCUUCGUGACAACAUGCUGCAAAGAAGUGCCGAGCAUGCCAAGAGCUGGGCACGGCAGGAUGACCUACCACCGCCCCGCAGGAAACCUCGCAGUGAAUCUGUCCCGACUCUGUUGUGCGGUUUGAAGGGCUUUGCAGCAAUGGCCUCCUGUGGCGAGCUGCACGAUGUUACAGCACAUAAAGUGAAAUUUUCGUGAUUGUUUCCCGCAAGCUGCUUCCCGGUGUCAAGGCGAGGGCGCAAGCAGCAUUGCCACUUGGGCGCGGGGUCUAUCAAAACAGCACAUUGGCAACUACGGCUCUUUGCCCAGUAAUAACACAGCCACCGGAAGAGAUCAUUACUGCAUGGCACCUAAAACUCUAAAUACUCUUUGGGGGAUGAGACAAAAAGGAGUAUAAAUUACCACCCAUUCUGACAUGCUACCAGGCAACCCUUAAAACUGGGAAAGACAUUCAAGCCAAUGUGGUUGGCUGCACAUCACAAGUGGAACAUCCAUGGCCCUGGGUAUGUUAAGGUAAUGCAUGCUUAAAAGCAUGAAUCAUUGUUUCAGUUGUGUUACGAUUUGGAUGUGUUAUGUACUGAGGACAUUCGUAAGGCAUCUGAAACAACUUGUAAUCAUUAAUAUAAGUAUGUUCAAUUCUUCAUUGGAGUCGUUGUGAAGACAUAUUGGUCCUCCAUCAAUGUAUCACCGGCACUUUUUUUUUCAUGAUGUGGUAAAUCUGUUCAUUCUGAUUUAGGAGCCACAGUUUGUCUGAAAGAUGCGCAGGUCUGCUGAACUGAUAUUUUCUGCACACCUCGUUCAGUAACGUUAACAUUACCACACAUUUAGCUUUUCCAGUCGUGGCUGUAUCCAAACAAGGAUACAAUCCUGUCAUCCUCUUUGGCACACCACAGGGAGGUUUCCUGUCGGGUUAAUCACGAAAGCAGAUUGGGAUAUCAAAGAAAAGUUGGGAGCUCUCUGCACUUGACGAAGCUUAUGGCAGGCCAAACCUGCACAUGCUCCCCGAAACGGUUCCGUUAUUGUGAAAAAUUUGCGAGACUCUUGCCUGUGUGCCCUGUCCAACUGCAUAUGCAAAGCAGAGCCACACAGUGUGGUAAUGGGAUGUGUUCCCGUCGGCUUCAAGAAUGUGCAUAGGAUGUGUGCCAUGCAGGCUCGUACACUUAACCCCAAGGUGUUAUUGGAGGAGUGCUCACCGAACUGACCUCCGAAUAGCCCAAGGCAGCAGCCGUGCCACCUGCCUUUGUAAAAUGUUGAUAGGUUUACACCCUCAAAGGAGAAAAAAAAAAAGUUUUUGGUCAUGUUUCAGUGGCAGUGUUGUACGAGCCGGCCAUUUACGUUAUAAGGGGAGCAGUUGGGUAAAAGGCUGCCUUUUACGUUUGUUUGGAGUGUUUUGCUGUCCAUGUUCCGUUGCUGCCAUAAAAUGUGCAGAGCUGUUUUUGCAAUUGUUCCGAGGGCCCUUCUUGAAAAAUUGCUGCUGCAGCAGUGCUCACGGGUUGUUUUUCAUCAUAGCUAGCAUUGCAAAGCAGCUCUGAUGACUGCUGAUGCUCGUGGGAAAGUGCCCUGCCCCCUCCGUAAACGAAGUACAGUGUAUGUGUGUGUGUGUGUGUACCCUGUGCAGAGGAGAUAAUAGGGGUCCUGUGGCCAGCACAUUGUCGGCAGUGUGCCACGGCAGCUGUGGACUUCGGGAUGACACAGAAGGUGGCAGCGGUUCGGCAGUGUAACGUGGCGAUGCAUAGCUGUCAUUCUUGGCAUUGACUAGCAGUCAGAGUUGACUGCAGUCUGCAUCCUCUGAAAGAAGCUUUGCCCCCUCUAGACACUGUUUGCGCCCAAAGUUUAGGGUUGUUACCUUGCAGGGAGGGACCUGCGUUCAAUCCCGCCUGGCACAACUUGCGAUUCGCCUAGUUUCCAGCCAUUGCAUUGCAUUGCUAGUCAUUGUGUAGUACUUUCCUCAUACCUGCCAGUUUUUUGCACUCUGAAAGACUUAGAGCAGAAUCGGCCAGUGGCGACAUGCAAGCAUUAUCACGGAUCUCUGUGGGAGAAAAUGAAAAAGGCAUUGGCCCCGUGCUGACUUGCUGGUGGCUCUCUGGAGCAGCCACAGAGACACGUAGUGGUCGCACCCGUGUGUGUUCGUCAGCCAUGUUCUUUUACCCUAGUCUCUGUGCGACACCACAGUGUGUUAAAAGUUUGAACACACAUUGUGACAUCUUUUAGAACUUUGUUGCAUUUUUUUUUCUUUGUUCGUACCUGGGAGGGCUUUGCGCAGACGGGCAGCCACAAGAGGAGGAUUUUGGUGGGCAAGAUCAACAGAUUCUCUGUUGUUGUUUAUUGGAUGGACAUGAUUUUACUAUUACUUUGCUGUGUGCCUGAAACGGGUGUGCAUUCUCCCUCAAGUCGUGUGCAGUCAGACUGGGCUGGUCACAGUGACUGCCAUGAUUUGAGCCAUCUAACUUGGCACAGCAGUGCCCCUGGCGAGCACAAAAGCCAAGUGAGAGGUUGCAGUGGGCAUUGCAUGUGUGUGGCCAUAGGAACUCCUGUCACCUUUUUUUUUUCUUUUUUUUUUUUUUGGCCUGUGUUGAGCUCCACCGUCAUGGUUUGUUGUGUGCUACAAUCCAGUGUGCCAACAGAGUCGUGUCACUGACACGUGUGACCAAGUUACACACCCAUGCAGAAGGCUGUGGAGGAAAAAAAAAAGGCAGCAUUUCUAUUUCUUCUGCAAGGCACUUCGCGAUGAGGGCGAACUGCGUUACCAGUCACUGACCUCUCCGCAAGUCAUCCUGUUUUACGCCCUUUUGCUUCUUGCUCUGUCGAAGGAGGUGCUCACGGGGUUGAGUGAUUCAGAAGUGCAUCAGGAAUAUUUAUUUAUUAAAAGUUGAACUUUGCUUUAUUAUACCUGGGCAUUGAGCGUUGACCCGGGAACUGUGAGAGUUGGAUGUACACGAAGAGUGACGUACGUGCAGGUGAUUGUUGCACUAUUGAGAAGUUGGAAGCGUAUUUAUAAGAGUUGCAGCAGCUGUUCUCCGACGCAGUGGCACCCUCUACGCCGCUGUCCGGUGGAGCCAAGACGGAUUGACAGCAACUGUAAAGGCAGUGCGUUGUGUGCCAAUUGUUAACAGAAACAGCGGGACAGCACUGGCAGUCGCCAGUUUGGCUUUCUUUCUGCACUGUCCGAGCAACCUGGCUCGAGAAACUGUGGAGCGUGUGCCAGGCUGCCGACUCACAAGUCUUGCGUUGGUGCGAAGGGAGUAAGAGAAAAGGCAGAUGUUGCAGCGACCUUCGCCACAAUAUAUUUUUUUUUUUUACAUUCCGUGAAGAGUUUUAGAGAAGCCAUGGAGACAUAUGGAGGACGUGCAUGCAAAGCUGACCACAAAGCUGCAUCACUUUCUGGCAAAAAAAAAAAAAAAAAAAAGCGGACGCGAUCGAAAGUAACAGCAGCUGCAGCAAACCACCCGGGAGGAGGAUGGAGAAGAAGCGAGGGGGGAUCACCCGCAUCUCAUAUGCAAGUAAAAAAAAAAGUACAUAGGCCUUGUUUCCCCCCAAGUAGCAGCCCACCGUGGACCUAGCUCCUCCUCCUCCGCCCCGCACCGACCACGUGAUCCCCGACACCCUUCGCAACCUCAUUUGAGGGCUGGGAGGUCACUAUGUACGAGCAAGCGCUGUUCUUCCGGCCUCUUGUGUACAAAACAAAAGUGAGCCACGUGUGCGCGGCCAGGUGUCAGCUCAAGAACGGACCCUUCGUCGUGGACAUAGCGACAAGGCCAGCACCUGGCUGCCGCCGGUCGGCAGCUCGUCCUCCGUUCCCGCUCAGAGAGAGAGGCGUCGGAAGCGUGUCGUUCCCUCUCAACCCCCACCGCACACCUUGGGAACCCUCACGCUGCAGAGAACAACUGCGAUGAGGCGCGAUCCCCAUUCUGGCCGAGGGACGUACGUUGAGCAGGGUGCAUCGAGCGCCCCACAGGUGACGAUGACCACGACGGUGUCCGGGUGCCGAAGGACGACACGUCGCGACAAAUUGCAAACAAGGGAAUCUGGACACGCGGAAAACGACGACAAAAGGCCGUAGAGUUUUUUCUAGGUGUUUUUUUACAUUUUUUUACAUUGCCAGAAUUGUUUUGUGGUGUCACGUCCCAUGCGCUGCAAUCACUCAUGUUAGGAAGAAAUAAACCUGUUGGAAUUUGUC